GGAAUGGGGAGAAUAUAAAAAGAGAAUGAUAAGAGUGUUGUUUGUGGAAAGGGUGGAGCAGUGAAGUGCAGUGCAUUUGAGUGGUGGAAAGUGGAAAGUGGAAACCGCAAUCGCCAAGCUGGAAAAAAAAAGACACCUUUUUCCCUGUCGCUCCCUUAUCGCCUCCUUUCCCUUCAACACCAACCCACAUUACCAUUACCACUCACACAUGGCCUCAACAACAACACAACCAGACUGAUAAUAGAAAGCGCCACCGUGCGCACGUUACCACUGCUUCACAUGGAUUAUUCAUCCACACUCUAAACGCAACCUGAACCCUAGCGGAGGAGGGGGCAAAACCCACAAAACCAAAAAAAAAAAAAAAAACAUGUUUGGGAUUACGAGAUUUUCGGGGUUUUUCUCCGCCGCAAUGUUCGUCAUUGUUCUUAUCAUUCUCUCCCCGUCUUUCCAAUCCGAAGCAAUUAGAUCCUCCCACCGAUUUUCCUUCCGGAAAGCCCUCCCCUUCCGUAAUGCACACGAAUGCGCCUGGGUUUCCGCCCAAACAAAAGUCUGCGACCCUUCUUUAGUCCACGUCGCCAUAACUCUCGACGUCGAAUAUCUCCGCGGUUCGAUCGCCGCCGUGCACUCCAUCCUCCGCCACGCCCUCUGUCCGGAGAACGUCUUCUUCCAUUUCCUCGUCUCCGACACCAAUCUUCAAGCCCUGGUGGACUCCACCUUCCCGCACUUGAAGUUCAACGUCUAUUACUUCGAUCCCAACACUGUCUCCCACCUGAUCUCCUCCUCCGUGCGCCAAGCGCUGGAGCAGCCGCUCAAUUACGCCAGGAACUACCUCGCGGACCUUCUCGAGAGUUGCGUGGAGCGAGUUAUCUACCUGGACUCCGAUCUGGUGGUGGUGGACGACGUGGCCAAGCUUUGGAGCGCGAGUCUGGGCUCACGCGCCAUCGGCGCGCCGGAGUACUGCCAUGCGAACUUCACGAAGUACUUCACGGCGGGGUUCUGGUCGGAGCCGAGUUUGGCGGGGACGUUCGCGCAGCGGAGGGCAUGUUACUUCAACACGGGGGUGAUGGUGAUGGAUCUGGUGAAGUGGAGGAAGGAGGGGUACACGAGAAAAAUCGAGAGGUGGAUGGAGAUUCAGAAGAGUGAUCGGAUCUACGAGCUGGGUUCGUUGCCGCCGUUUUUGCUGGUGUUCGCGGGACAUGUGGCGCCCAUCGAGCACCGAUGGAACCAGCAUGGUUUGGGCGGGGAUAACGUGAAGGGUAGUUGUCGUGGGUUGCACCCUGGUCCGGUUAGCUUGUUGCAUUGGUCCGGUAGUGGAAAACCCUGGCUCCGUUUACAUUCCAAACGUCCUUGCCCUCUCGACUCUCUGUGGGCUCCCUUUGACUUGUACGCACAAUCUCCAUUUUAACUAAAUUUUUAUUGCCUGGUACAUACAUAUUACACUCAAUUUCUUGCUCCUCUGCCAUCAUUUGCCUAGUUAGAUGUUAUUAUUAUUCCUGUAUUUCUUCUGUAGAUGCCUUUUCUGUCAUUUGUAUUCUAUUAUUUUUCUGCCAUUCCUCACUUGAAAAUAAACGUAAAUGAAAGAAAGAAAAGGUAGAUCUUUCGAUUUCUUCUUGUAUAUAAAGUGGUGUACUAUUAAUUUAUUAGUAAUUGGUGACAAUUAGGUCCCAAGUGUGAACUGAAAAUUGUUGUGUGGAUUAUUUAUUCUUGAAUCUAUACCAAUGGAGUUGAGUUCA
Vigna umbellata (rice bean) is the source of this 1733-nucleotide messenger RNA. The record is from RefSeq and is a predicted model, not a curated record. Lineage: Eukaryota; Viridiplantae; Streptophyta; Magnoliopsida; Fabales; Fabaceae.